ACUGACUUUCGAUACCGAAAGUGCCAUUGAACGCACUCGCGCAAUGACAGCAGGAGAAUUCGAAGAUGCGUUCGAAUGUGUAGGUGAGAAGUGAGUUCAGGAGUAUAGGCGGGAAAAAUAAAUCGAGAUAGAUUGUAAACAAAACAAAGAUUGUGGAAUUUCAAUGCAAGUAGUAUCGUUUGGUGAUCAGAAGAAAAUUAAAGCUAAGUUCGCAGUGGUUAUUGUUGAGUUUGAAUACUUACCCUAAAUUUACGUGCUAAGGUAGGCCUAAACACCAAAUUGAAUUGCGUAACGCAAAUAAUAAUUGAAAAUUAUCCCAAUCUAGGCAUUUGCAACUUUAGUACGAAGGCGCGAAGUGAAACUGCGCAGGGAAGUUGAGCACAGGCUACAAUACCACGCAACGAAGCGUUUUCAAUUAGGAAUCGCCAGAUUGAACCGAAAUCGAAUUGAGGUGUAGGGACUAGCAGCGGAAAAUAGCUGGAAUCGAGACGGAAGUAAGCGAUAGGAAGUUCACUAAACGUAAGCUUGAAAAUUGUUCUUAGUGUAUUCCAAAAUUAAUUUGUAUUCAAAUCGUAGGAAUUUAAAACGUGUCCCGGUAGAGCUUCGAACGGACAAAUAAAAGGGAACGUUACGAAUCCGAAAACAAACUUUCGUUGUUACCACGAUCCGGAAGUAACAAUUUACAUUUUAAAUUCGUUUACGAAAAUGUCCGAUUCAGCCAGCACCGCAGCCACUGCUGCCCAAAAAGGUAAGAGCUUAGCGAGUAGUUCCCCUAAGGCGAAAAGUGAUACCCCCCCUCAACUCAAGUCCGUUGCUCUUGGCCCUAACACUGAGAACGGCAAAUCGAAACCAGGCACGACAAAAACCAAAAAGAAAACCUCUUCCGAAAAACAAUACCCUAUAGCCAAUAACAAUACUAGCCAUACUUCCUCCGCGAACACGGUCGUUAAUGUCGGUCACAGUUGUGGAACCUGUAAGUCGGUCGAUAACAGCCAGAUGGUUCAGUGCGAUGAUUGUGAUGGAUGGAACCAUUUUAGUUGUGUGGGAGUGAACCAAAGUGUGGAGAAUAGAAAGUGGAAUUGUGCACAGUGCCAGGCGAAGCAAAAGAAGAAGAAGACGGGUGCUACGAAGGUUGCCAGGAACACCGCUGCAGCGAAGAAGGUCGAAAAGUCGAGGCCGGAGAAAACCAGCGACGGGAAGAAGAACAAGACUUCAUCAGCGAUGAAAGAGAUGGAAGAUUCUUUGCCGAGGAAACCCGUGGGAACCACGAAACCACCCAAAGCAGCAUCUGUUAAGUCAGCGGGAUCGAGAAGGUCGGCGAAAGCGCACUUGGAGCUGCAAUUGCAGAAACUCGAAGCAGAACAGAAGCUGCUAGAAGAGAAAAAGAAGCUGAUGGAGAAACACUUCAGCAUUCUGGAGGAGUUGGUCGACCUGGAGGAUGAAGAAGACGCCGAUGAAGAGGAAGUGGACGCUGAUACUAAGGUGCAGAACUGGUUAGGCGCCACUGGUGGAAGGCGCCAAGAAGAAGAAGAGGAAUCUCCUAGUGCGGAUGAAGAAGAAGAGUGCUCCGACGACGAAGAAGAGGAAGAAGGUGGAGAAAUGGAUUCCAGCGAUGAUUCCGAGGAGGAAACGGUGACAGACAGCAGCGAUGACUCUAGUGAGGACGAAAAGGGAGGAACUAACGAAUCCAGCUUCAAUCCUAAGGGUCGUUCUACGCCAGCAAAGAAAGGCGAAAACAGGCGAAAAGACGUAACCAGUAGCCGGUUAACUUGUAACCUGACGCGCAAUCAGCUCGCCGCUCGCCACGUUGUCGCUAAGGACUUGCCUGCGUUCUCAGGGAAUCCCGAGGAAUGGCCGAUGUUUUUCUCCACUUUUUGA
Uranotaenia lowii is the source of this 1878-nucleotide messenger RNA. RefSeq lists its product as uncharacterized. The coding region runs from base 706 to 1878 and encodes 390 amino acids. The record is from RefSeq and is a predicted model, not a curated record. Gene Ontology annotation, cellular component: transcription factor TFIID complex. The transcript is spliced from 3 exons. NCBI's taxonomy places the organism in Eukaryota, Metazoa, Arthropoda, Insecta, Diptera, Culicidae.